UUAGGUUGGCGGCAUUAUCGCAGAAGAGGCACAUGUGUGAAUAGUCCCAUCACUCCGCUUCUCACCUUCGUCUCUAAGUACUCUCAGACUCCUCUAGAUUCAAUACAUCACGCAGAGAGCAGAGGAAAGGAUAGCGAAAACGAGAUUAAAAAGAUGUUGGGAAACAGAGGUUCAAAUGACGAAGAGACACAAUCCAGGAGGCCUCUUAUACCAGAGGUCACUAAUGGUGGAGAGGAAGGACAAGAACACACAAGAACUGACACCGUCCAUGGCUGGGGUAGCAAAAUCCUGGACUUGAAGGAGGCCAAGGAUCAAAUCGUUUUUGUAUUACCUAUGAUUCUCACUAACGUGUCCUAUUUCUUAGUCACCUUGAUUGCUGUCAUGUUCGCUGGCCAGCUUGGUGUCCUUCAACUUGCUGGUGCUACUCUGGGUAACUCAUGGUCCACCGUCACCGGCGCCGCCGUUAUGAUUGGGUUAAGUGGGGCACUAGAGACUUUAUGCGGGCAAGGAUUUGGAGCAGAACAAUAUGCAAUGUUGGGAAUCUAUGUUCAAGCCUGCUGCAUCAUAUCCCUCAUCUUCUCCACCAUUAUAGCCGUCAUUUGGCUCUUCACAAAAUCUAUCUUUAUCUUGCUUCAUCAAUCAGCAGACAUUUCAAGCACAGCUGCAGUCUAUAUGAGGUUUAGUAUCCCAGGAUUAUUUGCAUAUGGCUUGAUUCAAAACUUCGUGAGAUUCCUUCAGACACAAUCUGUUGUAAUGCCAUUGGUGGUCAUCUCAUCUAUUCCGCUAUUUGUUCAUAUUGGCAUUUUAUAUGCCUUGGUCAAUUCUUUGGGUUUUAAGGGUGCUCCGAUUGCAGUUUCUAUCACUUUUUGGGUAGCAAUUCUUUUGUUGGCAUUGUAUGUGACAAAAUCAAGGAAGUUCAAGGAUACUUGGAAAGGGUUCUCUUUUCAGUCAUUUAGUUACGUCCUCACUGUAUUGAAACUAGCUCUUCCCUCUGCUGGUAUGGUCUGCUUGGAGUACUGGGUCUUCGAGAUUUUGGUUUUCUUAGCGGGAUUACUGCCAGAUCCAGAAAUAACCACUUCGUUGAUUGCAAUAUGCGUCAAUACAGAAGCCCUUGCCUACAUGAUUUCUUAUUCUAUGAGUGCAGCGGCAAGCACAAGGGUUUCCAAUGAACUUGGAGCAGACAACCCAGAUGGAGCCAAGCAUGCCAUGGGUGUGACACUGAAGCUCUCUAUCAUUCCCGCGUUGUGUUUUGUUAUAGCACUAUCAUUUGGUCAUGGCCUCUGGGUUCAACUGUUCAAUAGCAGUUCUGUGAUCAGACAAGAGUUUGCUUCCAUGACACCUCUACUUGUAACUUCUAUACUUCUUGAUACUGCGCAAUGCGUCUUAUCAGGUGUGGCCAGAGGAUGUGGUUGGCAACACCUAGCUGUAUAUGUCAACCUAGGAACUUUUUAUUUCAUUGGCUUACCAAUAUCUUGCAUCCUUGGAUUUAUGACCAGCCUAACUGUCAAGGGCUUAUGGAUUGGGGUGAUUUGUGGGCUGGUAUGCCAAGUUACAGCUUUCAUAGUCCUCAUAAAGCUUGGCAGAUGGAAAAAACUGAGUGCGUGAGUUUUGAAGAUGGUAACACAAAACACUAAGGUGAUUGCUUCCACGGCUCCAAAAGUUAGUUAACUUUUUGUUUUAAUCAGAAUUCAACUGUCAAACUGUAGUUAAGAUUAUUAUGAGAAUCAAACAGCCAAAAUUGUUUUA
Molecule: messenger RNA, 1746 nt
Organism: Neltuma alba
Lineage: Eukaryota; Viridiplantae; Streptophyta; Magnoliopsida; Fabales; Fabaceae
Product: protein DETOXIFICATION 18
Exons: 7
Coding region: 154-1605 (483 amino acids)
Biological process (GO): xenobiotic detoxification by transmembrane export across the plasma membrane
Cellular component (GO): membrane
Molecular function (GO): antiporter activity; xenobiotic transmembrane transporter activity
Source: RefSeq, a predicted model, not a curated record